Tarenaya hassleriana is the source of this 1326-nucleotide messenger RNA. Its product is annotated as mitochondrial uncoupling protein 2. NCBI's taxonomy places the organism in Eukaryota, Viridiplantae, Streptophyta, Magnoliopsida, Brassicales, Cleomaceae. The record is from RefSeq and is a predicted model, not a curated record. Gene Ontology annotation, biological process: mitochondrial transport; mitochondrial transmembrane transport. Gene Ontology annotation, molecular function: oxidative phosphorylation uncoupler activity. Gene Ontology annotation, cellular component: mitochondrial membrane. The transcript has 9 exons. The coding region runs from base 218 to 1135 and encodes 305 amino acids.
ACGAGUCGCAGCUCAGGACGUCGUGAAGUAGUUACGCCAUUGGAGUCCCUUUCUGACCUCGCUUUCCUGCAUAACCACGCUAUUUUUCGACGACCCAUUUGCUUAAACCGUGUUAAUCACACGUUUGUUUUUUGUCUACUGGCCAUUGCCCAAUAGCUGCUCUCCAGAUUUCGAUUAGCUUUUCGUCACUGUAGCUAUCGGCACAUCUGGAGCAACAAUGGCGGAUCUCAAUCCCCGGACCGAGAUUUCGUUCCUCGAGACCUUCGUUUGCAGCGCGUUCGCCGCUUGUUUUGCUGAGCUCUGUACCGUACCUUUGGACACCAUCAAGGUGAGACUUCAACUCCAAAGAAAAAUCGCCACAGGAGAUGGCACGAUUUUGGCAAAGUACAAGGGUUCAUAUGGUACUCUGACGACAAUCGUGAGGGAAGAAGGUCUUCCCGCUCUCUGGAGAGGCAUGAUUGCAGGGUUGCAUCGCCAAUGCAUUUAUGGUGGCCUAAGGAUCGGGUUAUAUGAGCCCGUCAAGACGUUUCUGGUUGGAAGUGAUUUUGUCGGAGACAUUCCAUUACAUCAAAAGAUUCUAGCAGCUUUGUUAACGGGGGCUAUUGCCAUCAUAGUAGCUAAUCCAACUGAUCUCGUUAAAGUUCGCCUUCAAGCUGAGGGUAAAUUGCCAGCUGGGGUGCCUAGGCGUUAUGCCGGGGCCGUCGAUGCUUAUGUCACUAUAGUGAGGCAGGAAGGACUUGGUGCACUAUGGACCGGGCUUGGCCCCAAUAUAGCGCGCAAUGCUAUCAUAAACGCUGCUGAGCUAGCCAGUUACGAUCAAAUAAAGCAGACAAUUAUGAAAAUUCCAGGCUUCACAGACAGUAUUCUAACUCAUCUACUAGCUGGUCUGGCUGCAGGCUUUUUUGCUGUCUGUAUUGGUUCACCCAUUGAUGUGGUGAAAUCUAGAAUGAUGGGGGAUUCUACCUACAGAAACACGGGCGAUUGUUUCGUCAAGACUUUAAAGAACGAGGGAUUUCUGGCCUUCUACAAAGGGUUUCUCCCAAAUUUCACCAGACUUGGGACGUGGAACGUCAUCAUGUUCCUCACUCUCGAACAAGUGAAAAGGGUGUUUGUAAGGGACGUGUUCUACGACUGAGUCUCACUCAGUCGUCCGCGUACAGCUAUAGCUCUACCCCCCAUGUAUUUGUUUAGGUACAUGUACACUUCACCAAUUACCCUUCCAUUUGUUUUCCUUGAGUUGUUAUUCUUUGGAACUUCAUCCUCAUGAACAACGUGAUCGAGCUAGGUAUUCGUUUAGAUGUGGCCUUUUUUUGGCUUUUUCUUCUC